AUGUAAACCCUUUAAACCCUUAGAAAACCCCAAAGUACACCCAAGACACCACCAGAGGAGGAGAGAUGCAACUCCAUAACUUGAGAAGAGCAGUUCAAACCCUCUCCACUUCAAUCCCACUUCUCCAAUCUCACCACCACCAUCAUCCUCUUCUUUCUUUUUCCUCUUCCUUCAUUCCCAAACUUCAUUACUCCUAUUCUCCGAAACCCACUUCAUUUUUCAGAAACAUCAGUUUUAAUGUCCCCAAAUAUGUUGUUACUGGGGAAAAUAAUCAUACCCAUCAUCCUAAUUUGUGCAAUAAUAAAGGUCACAGUGUUGAUUUAGUUGAUCAUGAAGAUGGAUUAGUUGAAGGAAGAUUUGAUAAUGAAGAAUUAGAGGGUAUUGAGCCAAUUAUUGAUGGAUUGAGGAAUACGGAUGCUUAUGCUGCUAUUGAAUUGGCACUUGAUUCUGUAGUUAAGAUUUUUACAGUUGCAAGUAGUCCUAAUUAUUUUCUUCCUUGGCAGAAUAAGUCCCAGCGUGAAACUAUGGGCUCUGGGUUUGUGAUUUCUGGGAGGAGAAUCAUGACUAAUGCCCAUGUGGUGGCGGAUCACACGUUUGUGCUCGUUAGGAAACAUGGCUGCCCUACCAAGUACAGAGCAGAAGUAUUGGCAGUUGGGCACGAAUGUGACUUGGCUAUUCUAGUUGUUGAAAACGAAGAGUUCUGGCAAGGUAUGAACCAUUUGGAUCUCGGGGAAAUUCCUUUCCUACAAGAAGCAGUAGCUGUUGUGGGAUAUCCUCAAGGAGGGGACAAUAUCUCUGUAACAAAAGGUGUUGUUUCUAGAGUGGAGCCAACACAAUAUGUACAUGGGGCUACUCAACUUCUGGCAAUACAAAUUGAUGCGGCAAUUAAUCCGGGUAAUAGUGGAGGCCCAGCAAUCAUGGGAGAUAAGGUUGCUGGUGUAGCUUUCCAGAACCUUUCAGGUGCCGAGAAUAUUGGGUAUAUUAUCCCUGUACCCGUUAUAAAACAUUUCAUAGCUGGCGUUGAAGAAUGUGGUAAGUAUGUGGGCUUCUGUUCUUUGGGUUUGUCAUGUCAGGCAAUGGAAAACAAGCAGUUGCGAGAGCACUUUGGAAUGGACCCAGGAUUGACUGGAGUACUUGUGAGUAAAAUUAAUCCAAUUUCCGAGGCUCACAAGAUCUUGAAGAAAGAUGAUGUUAUUCUUGCAUUUGAUGGUGUGCCAAUAGCAAAUGAUGGAUCAGUUCCUUUCAGGAACAGAGAACGGAUAACUUUUGACCAUCUAGUCUCCAUGAAGAAACCAAAUGAGAAAGCUGAGCUGAAGGUUUUAAGGAAUGGCAAAGAGUGCGACCUCGUGAUAAAUGUCCAUCCUUUGCAACCGUUGGUACCUGUCCAUCAAUUUGAUAAGCUACCUAGUUACUACAUAUUUGCUGGUCUAGUCUUCAUUCCGUUGUCUCAGCCAUUCCUCCACGAGUACGGAGAAGAAUGGUACAAUACUUCACCUCGUAGAUUGUGUGAGCGUGCACUUAGAGAGCAGCCCAAGAAGGUCGGUGAACAACUAGUCAUAUUGUCUCAGGUUCUGAUGGAUGAUAUUAAUGCUGGAUAUGAGCGCCUUGCAGAAUUGCAGGUUAGAAGAGUGAAUGGAGAGGAGAUUGAUAAUCUAAAGCACUUGUAUCAACUCGUAGAAGAAUGUAAAGAAAAGAACUUAAGGAUUGAUUUGGAGGAUGAUAGAGUUAUUGUAUUGGACUACGACAAAUCUAAGUUCGCUACUUCUCGGAUUUUGAAGCGUCAUAGAAUACCUUCCUCUGCGUCUACUGACCUUGUUGAGACUGAACAGGAACAAUUUGUAUCUGCAUCUCAUACCUGAUUUCUUCUUUCCUGUUUUAGUCAUCACCAUUGUUGAAUUUAUUGGAUUGUUCUACCAGUAUUCAAAAUUAUGAUCUUAUUUUGCAAUAGAUUUGCACCACAUCAUCA
Amaranthus tricolor (Joseph's coat) is the source of this 1966-nucleotide messenger RNA. Its product is annotated as protease Do-like 10, mitochondrial. Gene Ontology annotation, biological process: proteolysis. Bases 66 to 1859 code for a protein of 597 amino acids. Gene Ontology annotation, molecular function: protein binding; serine-type endopeptidase activity. Lineage: Eukaryota; Viridiplantae; Streptophyta; Magnoliopsida; Caryophyllales; Amaranthaceae. The transcript is spliced from 8 exons. The record is from RefSeq and is a predicted model, not a curated record.